GUACGAUAUAUAUGAAGGCACUAAAAGAUGGGACGCCAUGCAGGCACUGAGGGUGAGGCCAACAAACCGUUGCUCCUUCUGUACACCUUGUCCUUCUAAGAGCUCCAACACUCGCCACGAAGCCAACAAUGAAGAUCACGGCGGGGGUGGCUGUAGUGGCGGCGGUGGUGACGGCGGCGCUGGGCGUGGCGGAGGGGCAGGGGCCGCUGGUGGAGGUGAGCGGCGGGCUGCUGCGAGGCCAAACCACUACGAAGCACAACAUCACGUACCUCGAGUUCCUGAGCGUUCCCUUCGCCACGCCGCCCAUUGGCUCACUCAGAUUCAAGGACCCCCUCCCUGCCGAGCCGUGGGAAGGGGAGCUGGACGCCACCAAUAUGCCGCCACUUUGCGACCAAGCGACUGUGGUGGGCGAUGAGGACUGUCUCUACCUCAACAUCUACACCCCCGAGUACGCCCUUGAGACCCCCAGCCCACUGCCCAUCAUGGUGUUCAUUCACGGCGGCGGCUACUUCGCACUCGGCAGCGAUGUCUACCGAGGCUUUCAGGAGUUUGUGGCUCGCGACAUCAUCGUGGUGGUGAUCCAGUACCGCUUGGGCAUCUUCGGGUUCCUGUCAACGGAGGACGACGCAGCCACAGGUAACCAAGGCCUCAAGGACCAGACACUCGCCCUACAGUGGGUGCAGGACAACAUUGCUGCCUUCGGGGGGGACCCGGCGCGAGUCACCUUGUUCGGAGAGAGCGCAGGCUCUUCCUCAAUCAGUCUCCAGAUGUUGGUUCCGUCCGCCGCAGGGCUGUUCAGCGGCGCCAUCAUGGAGAGCGGCACGGCACUGAACCCCUGGGCGAUGGGCAGACAGUUCCUCGAAAUGGCCCAGGAAAUUGCCGAAAGGUUCGACUGUCCCACGCUGCCCACUGAUGAGCUCGUGACCUGCCUCCAGGGUGUAAGGGCUCACAUUCUCGACAGCUACUACUUGUCAACAAGCGAAUGGAACCUGCAGCCCUUCUACCUGGCGCCGCGUGUGGACGGGGAGUACCUGCCUGACGAGCCCGCCACACUGAUGCUGGAGGGCCGCUUUCACCACGUGCCCGUCAUCAUGGGAGUCAACAGGGACGAAAUGGGCAUGCAGACCGUUGAGAUGUUUGCCCGCCCCAACCUCAUCGACGACCUCGUCGGGAACUUCAGCGUCAAUGGGCCAGCGAGCCUUCACCUGCACCCCGACGAGGACCCCAUCAACACGACCCUUACCGUUUACAACCACUACCUAGGAGGUGUUGACAUCGUCAAGGAGAAUGUCGACAACAUGACUCUGAUGUACACAGAAGCCAUAUUCCAUGUUCACUUCGACUGGGCAGUACAGCUGCUGAGCAGCAGCAACGUGGUGUAUAAAUACGAGCUGCACCAUCGUGGGGAAUACAGUCUCGUUAAUGUCUUCCUGAAUGCUGGGCUGGACUUGCCAGAGGGAUACAACUACGUUUCACAUACUGAUGAGAUGCAGUACUACAUGUACCCAAGGUAUGCUAACCUGAACACAACCGAAGACCAGAUACUUGGACAACAUAUUCCCGCUCUGUGGGCCAACUUUGCUCAAACUGGGAACCCCACACCAGACGACUCCCUGGGAUUCACUUGGGAGAUGACAGAGCCAACAAUGUUGUCACACCUCAAGAUCCUGCCUGAGCCCUUCAUGGAGACUGACCAGCGGGCGGAGGCGCGAGCCUUCUGGGAGUCGCUGCCUCUCAGGAUCAACAACCUCCUUAACCAUUAAGGGAAUACAUUUUGCUGUCCUCUGAAACCUCAACUUGACUCAUGUAAUUCUGAAUGAUAAUUGGAGUCAAUUACUCAUCUUUAAUA
Molecule: messenger RNA, 1849 nt
Organism: Eriocheir sinensis (Chinese mitten crab)
Lineage: Eukaryota; Metazoa; Arthropoda; Malacostraca; Decapoda; Varunidae
Product: juvenile hormone esterase-like
Exons: 13
Coding region: 129-1763 (544 amino acids)
Source: RefSeq, a predicted model, not a curated record